Aspergillus alliaceus is the source of this 1151-nucleotide messenger RNA. RefSeq lists its product as uncharacterized. The transcript has a single exon. The record is from RefSeq and is a predicted model, not a curated record. Bases 185 to 991 code for a protein of 268 amino acids. NCBI's taxonomy places the organism in Eukaryota, Fungi, Ascomycota, Eurotiomycetes, Eurotiales, Aspergillaceae.
GGUUGACAGACAUCAUGUGAUGCCCUUGGCCCCAUACGCGGCCGCCAAUUCGGUGAUCAUCCAUCACGAUGGAGAUAUAAAUAAAGCGGCGUCUCCUCCCGUGAAGAUAUAUAAAUAUAGACUGACUAGCCUCUGCCUCGCCGUCACCAUUCUUCGCUUUAUAUCCACUCGGAUCUAAACCAAAAUGGCAACACGAUCCCCAACCCGCUUAUUCCUCACCCUCACAACCCCUCCCCUGGUAAUAGCGGGUUACAGCACGCAUCACUGGCUCAAUAACCUGGAGGCACGAUACCCACCCAUCGCCCCAGAUAGAUCAAGCACAGAACUCCUCCGCACACCCGCCAACCCGGUAAUUCAACAUGUCCCACACAUCGACAUCUACUCCGCCCGUAUCCCGCUCCGCGCCUUGCAAGCGCGCAUCAAGCACCCAGCGGACGAAACCAAACCAACAAAACAAGAUCUCAACACCGCAUGGGCACAGUCCCUUUUAAAUUGUAACCUUCUUCGCCUGGAAGCGAAAUUCAUCGGUCUGUUCCGCACGGGAAAAUUCAACCCUGGAGAUACGGGGACCAGUCCGGCGGGAUUCAGCCCCGAACCGGAAACGGGGGCUCCGCGUGAGCUUCUAAAUGGGAUUAUGACUGUCGUUCGGGAGCCGGUGGGUGAGGAACCUUUGUUAGUGACAUGGGGGAUGCCAGAUGAGCCGCGGGUAUUCUUUGAAAAGAUUGCUCGGUGGGGAUAUCCGUGGCGGUUGAUGACGGGGGGACGGCAUGAAAUGAGCGUUGAGGGGCCGUUUGAGGGGGAGGGUGACGAGGAGAGUCAAGGGCCAUUUGUUGAGGUUAGAUUUGCGUCGGCGCAUGCGUAUGAGGUUGUGGAGGAGGAAGGGGAGUUGUGGGAACAGAAGACUAUUCCGAAGUGGACUGGACGGUUGCAUCGGGUAUAUGCGAGGCUUUUGUUGGAUACUGCUGUGAGGGAGUUGGAAGGUGGGAGGUGAGUGGCUUUCGGUGUUUGAUGUCUGGACUUUGUUCUGUAUGUGAGUCUAUAUGGUUUGGUGUCAUUGCAUUUGAGCGUUGGAAGCGAGAUUUUGAUAGAGUAAUACUUAGCUACGCCGUUUAGCGGCGAAGAUGUUUGGAAUUGUGGUUAUACUGGAAUAC